CUGCAUGUGAAUUCCCAGCGAGGACACUGACAGAAGCGCUGAACCACUCGCCAUGUGACAUGCAGCAGUGCACACAGGAUUGGCUGAGCUGAGUGAUGACCUCAGCAAGCCUCCCUUCCAGCAGCUAGCUCUCUCUCUCUCUCCCCAUCCCUCCCUCCCUCCCUCCCUCCUUCCUUCUCUCUCUGUCUCUCUCCACUCUGCUUUUUUUCCUGCCCCCUUUUGAGCAUCCUUUGGUAAUCGUGUAGACCACAGCCGCAGUGACUAGCAGCAGCAUCCAUGGCCUAAACACGGAGCCCUAAAACAUCCGACGGCCCGUCGUACGAGGGACACGGGGACUUUAAACCUAAGGGUUUUGGAGGCUGGAAGUGGGCUCUGUUUUUUUUUUUUACAUCUCUUCAUCUGGUAACCAGGGGCUUCUCUCCUCCCCUCCUCCCGUUUCAGGCUCCUUGGAGAUAGAGGAAUGCAAAUCUGCAAUCAUGAUGGAAGGAUUGAAAAAACGCACCAGGAAGGCCUUCGGGAUACGGAAGAAAGAAAAGGACACUGACUCUACGGGGUCACCAGACAGAGAUGGUGGAUCACAGAAAAAGACCAAUGGGGCUCCAAAUGGCUUCUGCGGGGAGAUUGAUUGGGAGAGAUAUAACUCGCCUGAGCUAGAUGAAGAAGGAUAUAGCAUCAGGCCAGAGGAGGAAGAGGGAGCAGCCCCCAAAGAGAAGACUCACUUUUUCUCCUCCAGUGAGUCUGAAGAAGAGGAGGACCACCGCAAAAAGUUUAAGAUCAAAAUCAAACCCCUGCCAGCAGACGCUAACUUUGCAGCGCCCUCGGUAGAUGAAUUAAAAGCCUCCAUAGGCAACUUAGCUCUGUCUCCCUCGCCUCUGAGGAAUAGUCCGAGACGUAGCCCGGGGCUGGCAAAAAGAAACCCCAGUGAAGAAAUUGCACGACCGAGACGUGUUGUUCCAACGCCCGCACCAGCUCUUGCCCCGUCUACAACACCUGCAUCUGCGCCUGCACCUGCAUCUGCGCCUCCACCUCCACCUCCUAAUAAGAAAUCUCCAGUGCCAGAGGAUGCAACAGCCUUAUUCGGCCCUCCACUGGAGACAGCCUUCGAUGAGCAGAAGACUAGUGAAGCGGUGAUAGAGGAACCUGAGGUUUGGGGUGCACCCCUGCCUGAGCAACACCUAGAAUCCUCACUGGCAACACCUUUUCCUACAGGAACUCUGCCUCCGCUUCCGCCUAAGAAUGUGCCGACCUCCCCUCCUCCGAUUGAAUCUCCUGCUACAGAGCCUACUGAUGUACAGAAAGAAGAGGAAAAUUCAAGGCUGACCUCACAGAGGCCCUCUAUAACUGAUCUGGACAACAUCUUUGGUCCAGAAGACUCUCCAAAACCUGGUCAAGAUGCUGAAGACAAAUGGGUCUGCUUCAAUGAUGCGUCACCUGAAAGACUUCCUCCCUCUGAAGGAGGAGUGCCAGCACCUCCACUCCCCUUGUCUCCGCCUCCCCCAGCAGAACCAGCACCCCCAGUACCUAAAUCACCCCCUCCAUCUGAGGAGCCGAACCUUUCUUUACCAAAAUCUUCACCUCCUCCUGCAGAGCCGGCACCUUCUCCUCCUUCCAGUGAGUCACACAGGGAAAGCCCCCCACCUGUUCCAAAUGUUCCCAAAGACACCACUCCUUCUCCUCCAACUGUCCCGCCUCCUCCGGUGGAAGAGGCCCCGCCCCCACCAACACCAGAUGAUUUUUUUCAAUCCACUACAGACUUUUCGUCAUGUGCUUCUCUGACAGAGACCCGAUCAGACUCAACCAACAGCCCGCCAACCACUAUAGAGACAAGUGUACGCACAAUCCCUCCGCCCUUGGUUCUGAACCAAGAGGACAAGAAAAGCCCUGAUGAGAUCCCAUCUAAAGAGGACCCCAGUGAGAGCAGCACUUCACCCAAAGAGAUUUGUCAAGGACCACGUUCAACACCUCCUCCUCCACCACCUCCUACAUACAGGGCGGUAGUGUCAUCACCAGGGCCCAUUCCUCCAGCUAGUACUGGUGGAAAUGAAAGUGGCUCCUCCUCCCCUGUACGCCCAUCUACCCCAUUGGCUACCAGCAGCUCUCCCCCUCCCCCUCCCCCACCUCGGCCACCCUCACGACCCAAACUGCCUCCAGGGAAACCAAGCGUAGGGGAUGUGAAUCGGCCGUUCAGCCCCCCUGUACACUCGUCAAGCCCCCCUCCUCUGGCUCCGCUGGCCCGUGCGGAGAGCACCUCUUCCAUCUCCUCCACCAACUCUCUGAGUGCUGCCACCACUCCCACCGUCGGUAAAGAGCUCUCCGUGUCUGUGUCAGAGACAGACCAGCCCUCCCUCGUGUGGUUUGACAGAGGCAAGUUUUAUUUAACCUUUGAAGGCUGUUCGCGAGGGCCCAGUCCCCUCACCAUGGGGGCCCAGGACACGCUGCCUGUGGCUGCAGCUUUCACAGAGACAGUCAGUGCCUACUUCAAAGGAGCUGACCUCAAUAAGUGUGUGGUGAAGAUCACCGGAGAGAUGGUGUUGUCCUUCCCAGCAGGCAUCACAAGGCAUUUUGCAAAUAACCCCUCGCCCGCUGUGCUAACCUUCAGCAUAACCAACUACAGUCGUCUGGAACACGUCCUUCCUAACCCACAGUUACUGUGCUGUGACAGCACACAGCCAAAUCCAAACUCAAAGGAGUUCUGGGUGAAUAUGCCAAACCUGAUGACCCAUUUAAAGAAAGUGUCGGAGCAGAAACCACAGGCAACUUACUACAAUGUAGACAUGCUGAAAUAUCAGGUGUUACCGAAGGGUCUACAGUCCACUCCUCUAAAUCUAGCAGUGAGCUGGAGGUGUGAGCCCACCAGUACCGACCUGAGGAUAGACUACAAAUACAACGGUGGGGCCAUGACCACUCCUGUCGCCCUCAACAAUGUUCAGUUCCUCAUCCCUGUGGACGGAGGCGUCAGCAAACUGCAGGCUGUGCUUCCUCCGGCUGCUUGGAAUGCGGAACAGCAGAGAAUCUUAUGGAAGAUUCCUGAUAUUUCGCAGAAGUCUGAGAAUGGAGGUGUCGGAUCUCUGCUGGCCCGUUUCCAGCUAACAGAGGGUCCCAGUAAACCCGCCCCUGUGGCAGUGCAGUUCACCAGUGAGGGCAGCACUCUGUCAGGCUGUGACAUCGAACUGGUUGGCCUUGGAUAUCGUUUUUCCCUUAUCAAGAAGAGGUUUGCAGCAGGAAAAUACAUCGCAGACAACUAAACAGCAUCUUUGAUCCAUGCAAGUCUGCAUAUUUUGGACCAAUUCUGAAUAUUUAACACAGGACAGAUCACAAGCCUGACCCCUACCUGACCUUAUGGAUAAACCUAUGUAGAUGUACGAUACAGGUGGACCUCACACACUCCAGCAGUAUUAUAUGAGUUGCAUUGUAAAUGUGGACCGUUUUAGGGUGUACUUCUUAUAUGUGUGAACUUUAUUCACUUUGCAACAUCUGUAUUACUGCAGUUAAACGACCUGGGUUUGUUCGUAAGGUUUAGCCUCUAUUUCUGUCCGAUGUGUUAUUGGCUGUGCCUACCUGAACCUGAAUUCUCUGUAUCCUUCUCUAAAAGUGAUACUGAACAUGUAAUGUUUUUCUUUCUCUAUGCAUUCAGUUUGUCAAAAAGUAUCACGUUUUUCGAACAAGGUAGCAAAUUAGUACGGUAAACGACUGACUGUCUAAAAGAGGAAUACGACUCUGCCACAAGAUGGCGCUAUACCGUUGCAUGUAGUAAGAGGUCUUGCUCAAGCGUUUUUAGUCAUGAAAACGUAUUCAGGAAUAUCUCAUUUUAAUUUCUCAGUGAAGUCAGGUUAAUCGAAAAACAAUAGAAUUGUUUUUUUUUGUUUUUUUUUGAAACUCUUUAUAGACAGCCACAGCUUUAUAAACCUCCUGCUUGCAAUAGACACAAAAAAUGAUUUUCCUCAACAGAAAAGUCCUUUUAAAUUGGUAAUAUAUGACUUGAAGGCCGUUUGGUGUUUUCUUGUAUUGUUAAAUAGCCUUUCUGUUAUUCCCAAGGGAACAGUGUUAGACAUCAGAGUACACGACAUCACUCUAUUUUUAUUUAUUCAUUAUGUGUUGUAUAAAAAAAGAAACAAGUUACACUGUAUAUGAAUAGACUUUGAAUGGUAUCAUAAUUUAGGAUCCUUGAAGUUUUUGACUUUUUGUUAUCUGUGUAGUCGGGUAAGCUGUGUACAGUAAAAUGCUAAGGUAUAAUUUUUAAAUUUAUUUCAGAUAUAAGUUUUUUAAUUCAAGUGCAACAGAAAAUUUACGCUAUAUAAAUAUAUAUGGGUCGGGGUGACAUUUAAAAGAGAAAAUGAAACGGGAUACUGUAUCUACCUAGAUGCGUCAUGCUUAAUGUUAUUAUAGUGUUAUGUAUAUUGCAGCACUAUUAGUUCAACAAUGAAUUGUCAGCUUUUGGACAUUGUAAAUUCUUUUCUCAUUCACGCAGAUGUGUUUGUAUCCAGCCUCUCCCCUCAGUGUCCUGAGCAUGAGCCCCUGCGCUUGAGAACCUCUUUAUUUUGCAAAUGGUAACGGUCUCUGUGAGAUGACAAGGUUCUUGAGUGGUUCAAUGACCAAAUUGUUUUUUGUUUUGUUUUUUGUUUCGUUUGUACGUGUAUCUCCAGAAUUGUCCUUUAAGAGAAAAUAAGCUGCAUAUUUUUUAAAUGUUUAAACCUAUGAAUAAAGUGAAAAAUAUUGUUUCUUGUGAAAAAAAA
This is a messenger RNA of Rhinichthys klamathensis goyatoka, 4733 nucleotides long. RefSeq names its product SH3GL interacting endocytic adaptor 1a (gene sgip1a). The coding region runs from base 477 to 3245 and encodes 922 amino acids. The transcript is spliced from 24 exons. The record is from RefSeq and is a predicted model, not a curated record. Gene Ontology annotation, cellular component: plasma membrane; clathrin-coated vesicle; clathrin-coated pit. Lineage: Eukaryota; Metazoa; Chordata; Actinopteri; Cypriniformes; Leuciscidae. Gene Ontology annotation, biological process: synaptic vesicle endocytosis; clathrin coat assembly; clathrin-dependent endocytosis.